Molecule: messenger RNA, 4569 nt
Organism: Necator americanus (New World hookworm)
Lineage: Eukaryota; Metazoa; Nematoda; Chromadorea; Rhabditida; Ancylostomatidae
Exons: 38
Coding region: 1-4569 (1522 amino acids)
Biological process (GO): monoatomic cation homeostasis
Cellular component (GO): cation channel complex; axon
Molecular function (GO): monoatomic cation channel activity
Source: RefSeq, a predicted model, not a curated record
AUGCAUGGGACGAGUUGCUCCGCCCACACUCCUCUAGCUGUUGUUCUCCCGCUGAAGCUGCUGCUAGUGGUGCUGUUGCUGCUUCACGCCACUGCUAAUACUGCUUGGUCCGCCCAUUUCCGAAUAUUCCCACGCGAUGUUCAUCCGUCGUUGACCUACGACUCCUCGUGCCGACAUCGUUAUCGUCGUCGCCCAAACAUGCACGUCCGUUAUUUACAGCAUCAACAUCAGGGCACCGUUCAGUUGCUACUCAUGCCCCUGAGCACUGCCGCCAGCUCCAUAAAAAGCACUAAAUGGGUUGACGACAGUGACGAAUCCGAGUGCGAAGCGGUUCCACUACCGAUUCAAACGUUUUUAUGGCGUCAAACAAAUCCCUUCCUUGGAGCGAAGAUAGGGAAACUUCAUGAGGCCUCGUGCGUGACAUUCGAGAGAGUAGUUGUGCAGAAUAUCCUCCACGGGUUGUCGCCAUCGCUUUCCGACGCAAUAGCAAGUGUCAGUCGAUGGAAACUCGUACGCGCUGCACUACCACAUGUCAUUCAGUGUUGCGGGUCACUGUUGGAAGCUUCAGAUGGCAAAGGAUUAUCGUCGUCGCUCCAGAAAAUCUUGUACAUACUUCAUUGGAUGUUGUUGGACUCGGCAGCAGAGUGUGCCGAACUCUCACCAAAAGACGAUACCUGCCAGUACCGAGGCCAGGGUCUUUUCUCACUAUCUUCAAUCCAGCUUUUCGUCUAUCUCAUAACCCCUUUGGCGGAGAUGGUAUCAGAGGAAGAUAUUGCCGGGAACAUCCGACUUGAAAGUGGUUUGAAAAUUUGGCAAGCCCUUUGGCAGUACCGGCAACCAGAUGUGUGGUGCUUUACCGCGCCUGUGAAACAACGAAGAGACCAACUACCUCAGGUGACCUUCCUUCGCCGUCCAACGGCUGCCUCGAUUCCACCAAAUCAGAGCAUUUACGUAGGAGAAGAAGAGAAACCUCGAAGGCCGUCGGUGACCGUCAUUCCACCUCCAAAACCUCCAAGAACUGAUCGAGCAGUGCUUGAUGAGAAGCGACGACGAGAAAUGGAAAGACGAAAAAGAGAGGAGUCCGAGAAACAAAAACAAGGGCAACAAACGGAGCUGACACCGUUCUUACAUGAAAAAUCGGAUGCGUUACUUGUGGAAGUGCAAGAUGGAUGUCCCUCUCAAUCGACACCGACGAUGUCCAGCAUAGUACGUAGUGUGAGCGAAUACAAGACGGGUGAAACAGUGUCGGCCUGCAAUAAAAUAUCAAAAAGCAAAACUGCCAAUGCUUUCGACAUGAGUCCGACUUCUGAAUGUUCAAUGAGCAUGUUGGAGGAGGUCGAUACAGUUUUGAAUUUCACAGAGGAAAACAAUUCACUAUCUGGGGUGUUCUGUCCUAGCGACGCCCCCUUGGUCAACAUUAGCGACAUCUGCAGCGGUUUUUCUACGGAAGCUGCCGAUUCUAUAGAUUCCUCGGCGCUUUGCGAGAAUUGUCGGAAGAUUUCCCCCCGAGAUCGACCGACAUUGUGCGACUGUCAGUUCAGAGUUAACGGCAGCAUCCCGCUUCCCGCUAAUGAUACUCCUCCUGUUAUUCUAACUCGUGCUUCAACUACCGAUGACACCGUCUCUUCGUCAAGUCAACACACCGUAAUCCCUGUUCGGCCGCCACCUAAAUCUCCUGAAUCCGAAGCAGGCUUUCACGGAGCAGAAACCGCACGAGUCCAACCGACACCGGCACCGAAGAGUGCGGAUGUUGGUAGCACUGAUGACGAGAUUGAAGACUUCGGCCAGCCCGACCCGAUGAUUGCCACGAUGCUGGAUGUCGCUGUAAUCCGAGCUUUGCUUAUUACUCAUUGGCACGAACAAGGAAUUUAUUGGGCUAUGCGAUAUUUGCUUAAUCGAUUGGAGCAAAUACAGAAUCAUGUCGCUGUGCAUGGGGCGAGGAUCCGCAGCAAUUCCUUACCGUCUGGGGAGAGAAAACCAAGCAUAGCGAUUGGCUUGUCGUCGUACAGCAACACCACAUGGGAGAAUUUUCAACUAAAAAGGGAUGAAGACGACAAAUCCAAGCUGCAUGUUGUUUUUAAUGAAAAUAGGAGAAAAUCCAGCGACCAGGCUUGCCUGCCUCUGCGCGUUCACCAUUCGCGGAGAUCCAGCUUAAAUACACUCACUAGGCGCGAAAGGAAUAGAUCUGAUCCGUCGCUGAACAACUCCUGUGAGAUCCUGUCUAUUCGAGAGGACAGCGCCAGUGUGAGUAAUGCCUCAUCGAAAUCGGAAAAAGCGAAUGAGCGGCUGGCUGCGAAAUUCUAUCCAGAAGCACUUGGCAGUUCAAGCUUCAUCGAAAGGAACGGCAGAAUCAGUCUAACUGUCAUCGUACAAACGAUUAACCAGGUGAUGGACCGGAACGGUAUGGUUCGGCUGUGUGAAUUGGCCCUUAACAUAGCUGAUACUCUAUUACGAAUACCGAUCGAUCAGACAGAGAUAUUCUUCUCGCAAUUAACGAUGAUGAUCUUCAGAAUUUACCUCUCACUUGGCUGCCCUUACGGCUGUAACGAAGGCGUGAAGAGCCAGCAAGGCGACUUUCUCCGAGUUAAAGCAAAGACAUUGCUUGCACAGUUGGAGAAGUUGCAGCAAGAACGAUUUCGGUUGAUAUUCACCACCUAUGUGGAGGAAAACAACCCCCAACAGAUUCUCGACCUUAUCCACUCCAUAACCGCUUUUUGUCGUUCUGAGUUCCCACAGGAAAGCCGAAGGCAACCCGAAACUAAGGCUCCAUCAUACCGCAAUCGAUUCAACGAACGAGAGAAAGGAAUAGAAGGCCGAAUCGUCAACGCCACCCUACGAGAUUUAUCUACAAAGUUGGCAAAAAUCCAAGAUCAGCUUGUUCAACCGGAAAAUAUGAGUCUGCUUGGCGACGUUCGUAUGUUGGUGAACUUUGUUCAAGAACAACACGGAAAUCCAUUUAGAAGGGUUGGUCUCAGCGCUCUUCUGGACGCCAUCGACAAAGCGCCGAAACCAGAAAGUUGCGAAAUGCCGCGGAAGGACGAUAGUGGUAAAAGCAGUCCGGGAGGUCUUGCGCCGCCCUCAAUUCGUGGUGACCAAGCUUCCCUUAGAAGAGGAUUAUUCAAGAAGAGAGACAAGACAUCUCAUGACUCGAUGUUGAAAAGCGGAGCGGAUGACUCUGACGCCGACUCGUCGCCGUCAACACCUCGAACUGCGUCCUCCAUUGACGAUGGACUUUCUCCGCUGGUGUCCGCUGCGAUCUUGAAGAAGAAAAGCGCUCCAAAGCUUCAUUUUGCAUUCAAUCUACUAAAGUCGUCGAAAGCUGACAAUAUGGAUGAAGAGUGUUCCGACUCCGAGACCGCAGACGAAUGCAAUGAGAUGGAUGCGUUCCCAAUCAGAAAAACCACUGCUGGCAGCAUGCGCAGCAGAACCGGCAAAUUUCCAAUAGACGCUCAAGGAAAUAUCCGCCUCUAUGGGCUAAUCGUUCCGGCAUCCAAAUGGCUCAACAACAAAGGGAUCUUCGAAGGAGUACAACGGUUUGCGUUCUUGUUGGAGACCACCCGCCCUGGCACGUUUCCCGAUCCGCCACUUAUCGCUGCACUUUUGCACUUGAAGUCACCUGUCUUGGCACGAGCAGCACUACUUCUCGAAUGUUGCCAUUUCGUGUCAAGAUGUAACCGCGGACAAUGGCCAGAAUGGAUACGAAGUAGCCAUCAUAGGACUCUUAGUUUGGGCGGCCCUUUGGCUAAUCGGGGUACGCCUUCGGGCACGCGACGAAUGCAUUCUUUGCAGCGAACAGCUGGUAGAUACUUCUAUCAGUGGGCUUUGCAGAUUGGAGAGCAGCUAGCGCGCUUCAUCGAGCAAACAGAAACGAAAGAGAAAACCUUGCUAAAAAUGGAAGAUUCUUUGGAGGACUUUUUUGACGACGCACUUGUCAAUGACGACUCUGGAGAGAGAUGCCCUCCUGCGUUACAACUCAUUGCUAUGCUUCUCCUUCAAGAAAUCACCUCAUUUCUACGCGAAGCGUUUCGAACCAUUCCAAGAGCGAAAACCACUAAGGCUGCUCCUACUUCUGGAUGGGACAAAUUAUUGUCACAUCGGCGAUGGUCAAUUCUAUCCAAUACGUUCAACGCUCAACAGACGGGAUCAGUAAGCAGUGUGGUGGACGUUAACUCUUCUAUGCACUUAAAUGAACGUGAAAGACGAAUCAGUCUGUCCACAGGAGAAGAGGAUUCACCACGCGGUUCGAAAGACCCCAUAGAUGACGGAACUUCCGAUAAGAAAGCGCUUUGCAAGAACGGCUUCCUUUUUGUGGCAGCUUUCUGUGAAAGAAUGUGGCGGAAUUUGCCUGUACAUGUUCGACUCAUUUUCGCUUCACCAUAUUUGUUGCGGUGGCAACUUUCUGUGACAGAAUGUUCCGUAGCUUUGCAGUGUUGCAUGCUUGGUGCUAGCUUUACCGCAACCAUUCUGCCACUCUCGAUGGCGGUGCAAGAUGUUGAUAUCUUCUACGUGUUAUCUGCCGGUAUACCACAUCAAUCUCUGCGUAAAGAUCUUCAUUGUGGUUUACCCUAG